UUCUCUGUCAAACUUCUGUGCGCUGCGCGCGUUGUCGCGGCACCAGCUGGCGGUGCGCGUGUUCACGCUGUAAAUCUGCGCUGCGCUCGGAGCGGCAGCAAAGAUCCGUCCGCGUGGAGCGGGACGCGCGCUCAACACUCUAAAGGGACUCUAUUUUCUGUUAAUGGAACGAACGGAUGGAUUUAUUCUCUUCAUUCUAGAGUGUCAAAUGGCCGAGUGCGGGACCAGGCGAUGACAAACACGACUGCCUUGGCUCUGGUAGGAGCCAGCAGCCCGGAGGAGUCACCAAAGCACCGAGCGCUCACCGGCUGCGUCCUGGCGGUCCUUAUCGUCUGGACGCUUUUCGGCAACUUCACGGUGUGCGUCGCCGUCUGUCGCUUCCGGCACCUGCGCGCCAAAGUCACUAACAUCUUCAUCGUAUCCCUGGCCCUGUCGGACCUUCUGGUUGCCGUGCUGGUUAUGCCGUGGAAAGCCGCGGCCGAAGUCGCCGGCUUCUGGCCGUUCGGUGAGUUCUGCAAGACCUGGCUGGCCUGCGACAUUAUGUGUUCCACUGCCUCCAUCCUCAACCUGUGCGUCAUCAGCGUGGAUCGAUACUGGGCCAUCUCCAGCCCGUUCCUCUACGAGAGGAGUAUGAACAAGAAGGUGGCGUCCGUGAUGAUUGGCGUGACGUGGACGGUCUCCGUGGUCAUCUCCUUCGUGCCCGUGCAGCUGAACUGGCACCGCGCGGAUGCAGCUGACCCGUCCGCGGAGGAUCCGGCGCCUCGCGGGCAGAGCGGCGUCGGCGGGAGCUGUGACUCCAGCUUGAGCCGCACGUACGCCAUCUCCUCCUCCCUCAUCAGCUUCUACAUCCCCGUGGCUGUCAUGAUCGUCACGUACACCCGCAUCUACCAGAUAGCCCAGAUGCAGAUCCGGAUGAUAUCCUCCCUGGAGCGGGCGGCGGAGCACGCGCAGAAUUGCCGCUCGAGCGUACCUGAGCUGUGCCCUCACCUGUGCACGGAAUUGGGCGCGAACUCAUAUCAGUCCCACAUCGGUGUUCAUCCCGAGUCUCAGCGCCCCAUGGAGUCGCACCGGGAGCUCAAAGUCUCCAUCCGAAGCGAGACUAAGGUCCUCAAAACUCUGGGCAUCAUCAUGGGGGUUUUUGUGUGCUGCUGGUUGCCAUUCUUUGUCCUGAAUUGCGCACUGCCCUUCUGUCCCGGGCCCAAGGCCCCGGGGUCCCGGCGCGGCCCCCAUUGCGUCGACGAGAAAACCUUCGACGUCUUCGUGUGGAUCGGCUGGAGCAACUCAUCCCUCAACCCGGUCAUCUACGCGUUCAACGCGGACUUCCGGGACGCCUUCGUGCGCCUGCUGUGCUGCCGCGGACGCGGCUGCUUGACCGCGGCGGUGGGGACGGCGAUGGCGAGCAACGAGGCCGGGCGCCCGAGGCGCGAGAGCCGGCUGAACGUGAAGCCGGACGCCUCCUGUGCCACGACGGUCAGAGGGAGCGAGGACAGCGGGAACACGCACGUGACCGUGUUGUACCACAGAGGUACCACAGCGGAGCAGGUGACGGACACCGAGGAGGGCCGCGACAACGGCGGACUCACGCGGAUACCGAUCUGAGAGACACCACGUGUGUGACGACACGGGACACAACAGGCGGACAAGGUGGGACGCGUGAGCCCCUGAUGCUGCAGGACAGGGAAGGAAACAAAGCUAAAUGUACCCCAGAGGUCAUCAAGGUUUACCAAAAAAAUGCUCCAUUUUAUAGAUUACAGGUUACCAAAUACCAGCAUCAUGUCUAUUUUUACCCCUUGUAAAUGAAAUCAGGUUAAAGAGAAACUUGGUAUUUGGCCCAUGUAGGACAGUGGAAGUCUCUGCUGUGCAGUGUGGGAACUAUUGUGUGCAUGAUCUGUUUUUGGUGGCAAACGAGUUUCCCCUCUGGGGAUUUAAAAAGCUUUUCUAAUCUAAUUCUAAUCUAAUCUAAAACUGGGACAGGUGCCACCCCCUUCCCCUCAUUUAUAGCAUUUAGAUUAGAGUCGUUGUUGUGCAUUGACUUUACAUUCACAUGUAACGUGCAUAUGUCAUUCUUCUCAUUCAGGUCAGGAUUUCUCUGAAUCAACUUGAAUUAUGUAACUAACUCCCACUAGCAACCGUCAGCUGUGCCAUUUCAUGUGGAUGCACUGUGC
This is a messenger RNA of Pungitius pungitius (ninespine stickleback), 2165 nucleotides long. RefSeq names its product D(1) dopamine receptor-like. The record is from RefSeq and is a predicted model, not a curated record. Gene Ontology annotation, molecular function: dopamine neurotransmitter receptor activity, coupled via Gs; G protein-coupled receptor activity. Bases 232 to 1599 code for a protein of 455 amino acids. The transcript has a single exon. Gene Ontology annotation, biological process: G protein-coupled dopamine receptor signaling pathway; adenylate cyclase-activating adrenergic receptor signaling pathway. Lineage: Eukaryota; Metazoa; Chordata; Actinopteri; Perciformes; Gasterosteidae. Gene Ontology annotation, cellular component: plasma membrane.